CGCAGUGAUAUCCUGUCGGCUAAGAAGUGUAAUUUAGUUUUGAGUUGGAUUUGUAAGUGUGAUUUAGUGCUGUCUACAUAUUAAAGAAUAACUUGUUCCAUUCACAAUGCCAUUGGAUAUGGUAAAAUUUAAUAAAGUUAAAACAAAAUAUUAUGUAAAUGAAGAUAUUUUAUUGGAGUAUGAGUUUAAUGCAAAGACACAGCCUUCACAUCAUGAUUGGAUUGGCUUAUAUCCCCGUGGAUGGAAACAUUUGCUACAGUGUGUUGCAUUUGAAUGGAUAAUCAGUCGCCCCUGUGAAGUAGCAUUACAAAGGAGCAUUCAGUUUGAAUGCAGAUACCACUCACAAGUUGUUUGUACUGACAGGGAAUACCAGUUUCUGUACAUUAAUAAGAAAAUUGAGGUAUUGGGACGCAGUCAGUACUUCAGGUUUGUGCCAGCAGGCAUGUUGACAAACAUAAAGUAUGUUCAUAGAAGUUCAAGUGAAAAAGCAUUAACCUCCAGCUUUACUCUUCACUCCAACUCUCAUUCUAAGGUGAAGUCAUCAUCAGAACUAAUUCACAACAUACAGGAUCACAUCCAAGAUCUGAAGAAUGACCUAGAAAUGAGUAAGAUAGCUCAGAGGCAAAUGAAGCUAGCAGCCCAUCAUUCUGAAAUGGAGAAGCUGGCUUACCAGAAGUUUGUCAGUGAAUUGUUGAUUGCAUUAUCACAGAAGGGUAUUGCUCGAAUAAUAGAUGACGAAGGAAAGGAGAUGCUAGUGAAGCAAGUUCUCAACAGUGAGACACAGUCAGAUGUCACAGAGGAGCAUCCUCCUCAGGGUGUUUUAAAAAUGUUGUAAAGAGAGUGUUUGCUGAAACCUGUAAUUGGCUGUCAAGAACAAGUAAUACAUUAACUGCAUAUGCUUUGCGACUCCACCUCUAAGAUUAGAACAACAUAGAAGAUCAGUUUGAGGAGCUCUCAAACACUAAGAAGUCUUGAAGCAGGCAGUUCGGUUGCUUAUUUCCAUUGCACCCCAUGAACAAAGUGACAUGAUCAUAGUAGUCGCAGAAAUUGAGAAGGGACUGAAUUAUAACCAAAGAUAAUGCAGAAUGUUUUUCUAUCAGAAAGCCUUAUGAGGCUUCAUGUCACUCUGUAAGUUUUAAUUCUGAAUCAUUAUCUUGUGAUGAAGCAGAACAGAUUUGUUUAGUUGGUAACAAAGAAUAAAAUUUGCUUAAGUUUGCUGAUAAAAAGGCAGAGAAACAAUAUCCUGGUGACUGUGCAGAACCUGUCAGUGAGAAAACCCUCACAGAUGUUAACGAAAGUUUAUCAAAGCCUGAAGCUGUUGAUGUGCUGUCUGCAUUAGUUGUUGAUGAUCAGUUUUGAAGUAAGUGGUGUCUGAUAUUGAACAGAACCAUUAUUAUUUGAAAUGUUUCAGUAUUAACUCAUUAUAUAUAUAUAUAUAUAUAUAUAUAUAUAUAUUGCAAUUUUUAAAUUUUUUUUUCAUUUAGAUACUGAGGGAAUGGACAUUU
Zootermopsis nevadensis is the source of this 1505-nucleotide messenger RNA. RefSeq lists its product as uncharacterized. The record is from RefSeq and is a predicted model, not a curated record. Lineage: Eukaryota; Metazoa; Arthropoda; Insecta; Blattodea; Termopsidae.